Messenger RNA from Hippopotamus amphibius kiboko, 3943 nucleotides. It is a transcript of the gene CCDC25, whose product is annotated as coiled-coil domain containing 25. Lineage: Eukaryota; Metazoa; Chordata; Mammalia; Artiodactyla; Hippopotamidae. The transcript is spliced from 9 exons. The coding region runs from base 92 to 718 and encodes 208 amino acids. The record is from RefSeq and is a predicted model, not a curated record.
GGGGACGCGGCCUCCGCGCUUCCGGUAUCCAGAGCGUCCAGGGUUGAGUGCUGCUGCUCGGCGCUGGAGUCGCCGUGCUGCCUCCGGAAUCAUGGUGUUCUACUUCACCAGCAGCAGCGUUAACUCAUCUGCUUACACUAUUUACAUGGGAAAGGAUAAAUAUGAAAAUGAAGAUCUGAUAAAGUAUGGCUGGCCUGAAGAUAUUUGGUUUCAUGUGGACAAACUCUCUUCGGCUCAUGUAUACCUUCGAUUACAUAAGGGGGAAAAAAUAGAAGACAUUCCAAAGGAAGUACUGAUGGACUGUGCCCAUCUUGUGAAGGCCAAUAGCAUUCAAGGCUGCAAGAUGAACAACGUCAAUGUGGUUUACACCCCGUGGUCUAACCUGAAGAAGACGGCCGACAUGGAUGUGGGACAGAUAGGCUUUCACAGGCAGAAGGACGUGAAAAUUGUGACAGUAGAGAAGAAAGUGAAUGAGAUCCUGAACCGAUUAGAAAAGACCAAAAUGGAGCGGUUCCCAGACCUAGAGGCAGAGAAAGAAUGCAGAGACCGUGAAGAGAGGAAUGAGAAGAAAGCGCAGAUUCAGGAAAUGAAAAGGAAAGAAAAGGAAGAGAUGAAGAAGAAGAGGGAGAUGGAUGAACUUAGGAGCUAUUCAUCACUAAUGAAAGUUGAGAAUAUGUCUUCAAAUCAGGACGGCAAUGAUUCAGAUGAAUUCAUGUGAAUGGAGAAAAGGACCUUUUAAAGAUGUGAAUUUAGGGACAGUUGCAGAAGUUUUGAUUUCAUCUGUGUUCUGAGUUAUAGAAGACAACCAGCCAAAAUUCUACCUUCCUAAUAUUCUACAAAUACUACCAACUUUGGAGUUAAAAAAAAAAAUUGUUUCCUUUUUUGCUGUCAGAAAAGGAUCAGAUAAAUAUAGAUAUGUAUACAAUAUAGUUGGACUUGAAGACAGCAUAUAACUUUAGGAAAGUGAAAAUAUUUUUGCCAGAAUAUGUCUUUGUACCUCAUGCAAGUUGGCUGCACAUGCUCUUGGAAGACUCUAGAACAAACCAAACCUGAAAAGUGUUUCUGUUACUGUGGUCUGUCCCUGAAAACAGAUGUCUUGAAAAGCUUCUCAUAUUCUUAAAAUAGCUUCACUUCUGUUAAGAAGAGCAAUAUAAGCAAAUGUUCCCCUCACCCCUGAUUUCCUGAUCUAGGGGGGAGUAAAGCAUAUGGGUUUUGAAGGCGAUUAGUGAUAUUUUCAGAAGACUGCUGGCUUCAAUGGCCAUGUCCCAUUGUGCCAUCUGAGUCUGUUAGCAGAGCUGCCCUCAGCUCUCAGCUUGUCCAAGCUUCCAUGUUCUACAUUCUUCCUUUUUCCAUUGAGAGCCUCUACCCAGGUAUCAUCAGAUUUAAAGACAUAGUCGGUGUUAAUCAAGGUUGGGCCUUAUGGUGGUUUCUACCUGAGCACCAAGUAACCCAGGCCGCGCGUAUUACAACUUCAGGCCCCAGAGUCCUUUCUCAGCGUGAGGGGAGAAAUGGGAAGGGAUGCUCUGUGAAUCAUUUUGAAGAGGCAGGUUACCUGAUUUUUGUUUUGGGAUAUAGUAUAAAGCACACAUCUACUUGGCAAUUAUGAUUUUAGAAAGAAUUAAGCAUUUCACCAGCCGGCCAAGUAGUAUAUUUACCUUGAAAUAAUAUUGAUUUUGAGUUAUAACCCCAGAGUUCAGAUUUCUCAAUUGUAAACUCAGUAACUUAAUAUGUAACAGUCCUACUCAUCCGAACCACCUGCCCUCCAGGGUGAUUCUGAAUAGAAGAUAUAUUUUUAUUAUAGCCUGUAAGGCAACCCCUGUAGAAAGAGACAAAACAAAACAAUGGAAAGGCACGAAGCCUCUGCAGUCAGAAGGCAUACAGAUUCACAUUUUAACCACACCCAGAAAUCUACAGCUGUAUUCUAAGCCAGCAAAAGUAUCUCCUCCAACUGAUAUUGCCUGUAGUAGCACUUUGGAAUGCUGGGUAAAACCACAAGACUUGAGUGUUUCUGUUUAUCCCGCUUGGUGUAUGAGGUUGAACUGGAAAAUUUCCUGAGACAAAUUGCGAGAAGGGGUGUGGGAGAUGACCCCAGAGAUUGGUGACUGUGUGUGUAUAUGUCUAACAUAUUCAGCCUGGAGUUCUGUGAGUUGGAAAUGUAAUAGUAAGACUCUUGAUACUGAUAUAUAAAUUCUUAGAAUUUGCUUGUUAUUUCCCUCCCCAAGCUGGUUUUGAGGGUGAUUGGGCUGUGAAAACCUCGUCUAUCAUAUAGGCUUACUCUGGCAGCUUCUACAGGAGUAAUCUUCCUCCCUCACUGGUAAAUGUGUCUCUCCCUGAGAUGCCCACUGGGUCAGAGUGGAUGACCUUUCUCAGACACACUCUUGAUUGAGUGUAAAUUAGUAGCUAUGCUUCUUCAAUCAGGUGGCCCUCCUGCCUGGUUACUGUAGGCAAAUUGCUGCCAAUGUCUAAAAUGGGGAGACUUUGCCUCUGGCAUCACCUGUGUCACCUCAGCUCUCUGCUGCUUAAGGACUCCUCUCUACCCCACAUUACAACAUAUACAGGGAGAGCUUUUGAAGAAUACAUCCAUUUUUACUCAAGGGUGAGCGAUCCUGGGGUCCACAUUGUACACAUUUCCUAACUCUCAGCUGACACUGGUUUCGAAUGUCAGGGCCUCUCUUCUGAGUCCCCGGUGCUCGAAACUUUCCAGCUGCUCUGUGCGGAUCUCCUCCUACCUCUGCCUGUGCGAUGGGUAGGCUUUUACCCCAGCUCCCGUGGUCGCAGAGGAAGCAUCAUCCUUUUCUUUUGAGGACAUUGGUUCAGUGCUGACAGGUCACACUGUUGGCACUGAAGUCAUCUCAUUUCUUGCUAUUGGCAUGUUUCCUCAACUUUCUAUAGGAAAAUUCCAAAUGGUUGGCAUUUCUGUGAGCUGUGCCCUUGAUCAAAUCACACAUAAUGAGAAUUUCUCUUUCCGGCUCUGCCUCCAGUUUCCCCACUCUGAUCUGUGUGUAGGUGAGGUUCAAGUCAUUUAAUUUACCUCACAAGCUCCGUUGUAUUCCUAUAGCUUGAGAACUUAUUUCUUAUCCACCUUUGCUGACCUUGGGUCAUGAUGUCUGGCAAGGGAAGUUUGCUACAGUGCUUGUGGUGGAACAGACUUUAGGAAGUUUACCAAAAUGUGGAUGGUUUGGACCUUAUUAGCAACGUAGGCACUAAGCUGUAGUUGAAUCCCUUCAGGAUCUUGUCGUUGAGUUGUUUUUAGCAUUUUCUGAAGCCCAGAUUUUGGUGAACCUUUUAACUCUUCAGUGCCAGUGGUUUACCCCACUUGGGAAGGAAGGAAUGAGCCACAUAUACAGCAAAAUUAUAGAAGGAGAGUUCAGCUCUAGCCUCUCGUUUAAGAGCAGAGCUCCUCUUCCCACAUUUGCAUCCAUCAGAGACAGGAAGCUCUUGUCUUCCAGGCUGGAACAGGUUAUGGGAAAAACUGAGCAGGAUGGAGAAAUGGAACACUUCGCAGUUUUUCUUGAGCUUUUCUCUGUUUGAUUUGAAGUACAGCGUUGUGAAUAAUAAAUCCCAUACUCAGAAUGAUCAUAAUAGAGUUGAGUGGGCAACCUUUUGAUUUUAAAGAAAACUGUGAAAAUAUCCAGCUGUACUCAAAAGUGUAAAAUUAGAAACUUAAAUCCCAAGCUAAAUGUCCGUCUCAACCCAUCUAACUCCAGCGAGUAUGUGAGAGCUAGGAAAUGAGGACAGCACGGCUGGUGCCUCAGCAGGCUCAGGUUCAAGUUGGACUUCGUGAGAGCUCUCCUCUGCCAGGCGCACGUGGGCCCAGCACGGGCAAGAGACUCGUGUGCGUUGUAUCAUUUCACAAAUGAUAUGGAUGGUGGCACCCACGUAUUCAUCACCUUCUGGAUGAAUGAUGUGUAAAAUAGAAUAAAAGUUUAUAGUUUGAGAAGAA